Molecule: messenger RNA, 682 nt
Organism: Lycium ferocissimum
Lineage: Eukaryota; Viridiplantae; Streptophyta; Magnoliopsida; Solanales; Solanaceae
Product: heptahelical transmembrane protein 4
Exons: 1
Coding region: 75-491 (138 amino acids)
Cellular component (GO): membrane
Molecular function (GO): signaling receptor activity
Source: RefSeq, a predicted model, not a curated record
UGCUGAGGCUGGACUAUGCUGGUAUCGCUGCCCUGAUAUCAACUUCAUUUUACCCUCCUGUCUAUUAUUCCUUCAUGUGUUACCCCUUCUUUUGGAAUUUGUACCUGGGAUUUAUUACCCUCCUGGGAAUUGGUACAAUAUUGGGUUCCCUCCUUCCUGUGUUCCAGACCCCAGAAUAUCGAACCAUUCGAGCAUCUCUAUUCUUUGGUAUGGGAUUGUCAGGUGCGGUACCUAUUCUGCACAAACUGGUUCUAUUUUGGCACCAACCCGAGGUGCUUCACACAACUGGAUAUGAACUUUUGAUGGGUAUAUUUUAUGGCAUUGGAGCACUAGUAUAUGCCAUGAGAGUUCCAGAAAGAUGGAUGCCCGGGAAGUUUGACAUUGCUGGCCACAGCCACCACCUAUUUCAUGUACUUGUGGUGGCAGGGGCUUUUACUCAUUACCGUGCUGGGGUGGUUUAUCUCCGGUGGCGGGACCAGCAAGGGUGCUAGAACAAUUCAAGAACUAAAAAAUCAGUGAGAAUCCUUAGUAAUGCAUUAGGUCCACCACUGUCCUCCUCCACUCCAAAAUUAAUACCGAACCACCACUAAAAACCAUUAAUACAUGAAGCAUUUGGAGUUCAGAUCUGAAGAGCUAGAACCUCAAGGUUUUUUCCGAGUUUGGAGAUGGAGAUGGUAGUAAU